This is a messenger RNA of Vanessa atalanta (red admiral), 496 nucleotides long. RefSeq lists its product as uncharacterized. Lineage: Eukaryota; Metazoa; Arthropoda; Insecta; Lepidoptera; Nymphalidae. The record is from RefSeq and is a predicted model, not a curated record. The transcript is spliced from 2 exons. Bases 1 to 456 code for a protein of 151 amino acids.
AUGGAAUUUUUUGGUAUUUCAUUAUAUGGUGCACAAAAUUAUAUUAAAGAUAUGAUUAAAGAUGAUUAUGUUGAACCUUUAAAGGAAGAAGAUGUUCAAGCUUUAAUGAAAAAAGUAAUACAGAAUUCUACAAUGCCUAAAAAGAUUCAGAGACCCGAUAUGGAUAGAAUGAGACUAAUUGAUUGUUACAUGGGCAAAGUCAAUGGUUUUGCUUACGGCUCAUCACAAAGAUUUAUAAAAAUGAAACGUAAAGGCGUUAUAAAGCCAGUGGGCCCAGCUGAUAUGUACAGAUUACCAAUUACUACAUCAGUUGAAUAUGGUUGGUGGCAGCAUGACCCUGAAAUAAAUAAUGCUUCCUGGCAUCUAACUCAUCCAAGACGACCUCAACCUUCAUCUCCCAAUACACUUAUACUUGACGUUGUUAGAAAAAAUAACAAAUACGCUACAUUGUUUUAAACUCAUUAGAGUCGAAUUUAAUUUUUUCAGUGACUUAUUA